AUGGUAACAGCAGCUGCUGGUUUUUAUGGAUGUCGAUACUGGUCCUCAUCUGGCUGGUCAGAGCCCAGUGACCCCCUGGUGCUGAUUGUGACAGGCCAGUAUGCCAAGCCCAUCCUCUCAGCCAUGCCCAGCUCUGUGGUGGCCCCAGGGGAGACUCUGCCCAUGGGGGAACUUACCGAUGUUACACUUUUGAUAGUAGCAUUCCCCUAUGUGUGGUCAGCCCCCAGUGAGCCCCUGGUCCUCAGGGUCACAGACCCUCCUGAAGAACACAGCCUCCCAGGUACCUGGGAACCAGAGCCUCCAAGUUAUGCUGCUCCCCAGGAUAUCACUGUGGGCAACCUGGUUCGCCUCAGCCUGGCUGGGCUGGUCCUCAUCAUCCUGGGGGUCCUGCUGGCUGAAGCCUGGCUUAGCCAGAGGGGACAGUGAGGAAGAGAUGCAGGAUCGCAGGACAGAGGGAAGACACAGCUGGGGUUCACUGACUGUCAGCAUCCCAAAGACUCAUUGAGGCAUCAGGUUCUGCCCAGCUCCAGACAGAGGGAGACCCCUGCCUUCCCAGGGACAUUCUGCUGGCCCAAGCUGAUAAUGGCCAGCCCUUCCAUCGGCCCCCCUCCCUCUUCACCACCACACUGCUGUGACCCCCUAUGCUCACACUCCCCUCCCCACCUCAGGCCCUUCCCACACUCCCAGCAGGGAUGAUCAUUGACAUCAUCUGUCAGUAAUGAAAGAGGAAAAACUAUUCCCCCAGAACACUGAAGCAUCU
Molecule: messenger RNA, 760 nt
Organism: Dromiciops gliroides (monito del monte)
Lineage: Eukaryota; Metazoa; Chordata; Mammalia; Microbiotheria; Microbiotheriidae
Product: leukocyte immunoglobulin-like receptor subfamily A member 5
Exons: 5
Coding region: 1-426 (141 amino acids)
Source: RefSeq, a predicted model, not a curated record